Molecule: messenger RNA, 1116 nt
Organism: Erigeron canadensis
Lineage: Eukaryota; Viridiplantae; Streptophyta; Magnoliopsida; Asterales; Asteraceae
Product: UPF0496 protein At1g20180
Exons: 3
Coding region: 1-1116 (371 amino acids)
Source: RefSeq, a predicted model, not a curated record
AUGGAAAGAAGAGGACAAACAAAAAUGAAGUUUUCCAAGUUCAAGUUUUCUUCAAUUAGAUCAAGUGGAAAGUACGAUAAAGAAUCCACGAGUAGCUUUAUCAAUGAGACCGAUGUCAACGAAGAAUAUAAGAAGGCGUUUAGGACGCAGUCUUAUACAGAUAUUUAUAACCAAGUUCAGACCCAUAUGAGGUAUGAUCGUGGAUCGUCCUCGUCUUCCAUUCAUGAUCACUACGUUCGUCUAUGUGAUAUUCUUCUUGAACCGCAAAGUGAAACAAUAGCAAACCUAGACAAGACAUUCAAUCUCCACCAUCUACUCCUCGAGUUCUUCAAAGCUGGCGUAGAAGCAUGGAAAAUUUGUGAAGAUCUACUUGAGUCAAUCCAUCAGAUUAACACAAACUAUCGUAAGGUCGAACAAAUCAUCAAUCUAGCCCAAAGGGUUCCAAACGGUAAGCAAUGCCCAAUAUUAUACGAAGAACUUGCUUCUUAUUCGUCCUUGAUGAAUCCUCUAUCAGAUUUUGGUCCAGAAAAAUUUCCCAAGGUACACACCAACCAUAAAAUGUUGUUGAAGAGGUUAACCACAAAGCACAUAAGGAUCAAAAGAAAGGAUAAAAUCAUCAAAAUUGUGAAGAAGUCAGGGGGCUGUGUUCUUGUAGGUUUGUACGUAAUUUUAGCCGUGACACUGCUAGUUCUCGCUUGUCAUGGCUUGGUUGUGGCAGCAGCAUCUCCAGGCUUGAUAGCAUGUUCAUUGGGGUUAGUCAAGAAGGCAUCUUCAGAAAAGAAAGGGGCCAAAAUGAGUGAUCUCAAACGGGUUGUGAUGCAACUAGACGUGGCUGCAAAAGGGGUUUACACAAUGAUCAAAGACCUUGAUACAAUGGGUUGGCUUGUGGGAAGAUUACACAAUGAUGUUGAAUUUGGAAGGUCAAUGGCUCAAAAAUGCAUUAAAAACCGGAAUCCUGAUGUGUUGGAGGAAGUUGUGAGGGAGUUUAAUGUUCACGGAAGAUGCUUUUUGGAACAAUUGGAAGAACUCGAAGAUCAUAUUUACUUAUGUUUGCUUAACGUUAAUAGAUCUAGAAGACUCUUGGUAGAAGAAAUAAUUCCUGGAUCACAGAACUGA